Molecule: messenger RNA, 2572 nt
Organism: Xenia sp. Carnegie-2017
Lineage: Eukaryota; Metazoa; Cnidaria; Anthozoa; Malacalcyonacea; Xeniidae
Exons: 2
Coding region: 1250-2572 (440 amino acids)
Source: RefSeq, a predicted model, not a curated record
CGUUUUAAAAGAGCCAAUGCCUGCUUCAAAUAGUGUUAGUCAGUGUCCAUUUUCAAUGUAUGUGGCAGAGAAGUUAUCAAAAUUUCCACCAAGAACCAGAAUAGUUGCUGAAAAACGCAUCACAGAUAUAAUUUUUUAGCUGGAAAUAAAUGAAAUGAAUAGUUCGACAUCCCAUCCAACACUUUUUUAUUCAAAUCAUACAAAUGCAAAUCAAAACAUUGGUCAGCAAUUCACAGAAGAACGUCCGUAUGAAAUGCAGUUAAAUCCACAAGUGACUACAGAAACUGAAAUCCGCAUUCCAUUUUUAAGAAAUGCUGUGCAAUAUUAAGGAAGCUUUCUAUGUAUAGCAAAUAAUAAGUUCCAUGUUUAGUAUUCUACUGCUGCUAUUGUUGUAAUUGAGGAUGACAGAAUGAGGUAGAAAAAUUUUGUAUUUUACUUAAAAUAGAUGUGUUAUUUUUAAAAAAAUAGACAGCUUGCAACAUUUUCAUCAACUUCAUAUCAUGAUUUCAAUAUUUCAAGAUUUAUUUGGUACAACUCGAUAUAGUUAUCAAUAUUGCUACUCGAUAUAUUUAUCAAUAUUGCAAGGUUGCUAAUCGCAGAUUGCGAUCCUCUAGCGCCUAUCGACAAUGUCAACACAAAUUGUUACAAAAAAGAAAUAAACACAAAGCACGCUCGGAUACGAGUACUGUCAUCACAAGCUACGACCGCACAUUCUAGACUGGCAUCUUUGGUUUCAAACCUUGACUUCAUUCAUCUAAAACAUGUUUCUGAUCGUGAGAACUCUAAAAAACUAAGCCAUCAACAACGCACCCAAGACCGCAAGAUAUUUCGCCUUAGCACUGGACAGAUUAACACAAACCCAAUCAACCCUGAAGACGUGGUUUUCAAUUUCUCAAAUCGUUUCAUCACCCAAAAAGAAAAAGAAAUCCUUUCGAAGGGCCUCAACUUUGCUGUACCACCUGCCAAACUAAACUCGUGCACUUUCCGCACACCAUUUGAGAAAUUUUACAAUCGCCUUCAACAAGAACCCGUCCACACACCCUCUGGCUUUUUCUCUGACUCAAUUAAAGCUAAACUAAAGGACAUAGCUUACUCGGGUUUUCGCAGUUACAGCCGACCGAAUGCCUUAUACACGGAGAAUGAACUAAACGCGUUAAAUGAUCUGAGAAAUGACAACAGCAUUGUCAUCCUGAAACCGGAUAAAGGCAACGGAGUUGUUAUUCUGAAUAAAAACGACUACCACAAAAAGAUGAUGGAAAUUCUAACGGACACAUCGAAAUUCGAACUUCUAAAUGAUGAUGCCAUCAAAAUUACACUGAAACGCGAGAAUCAAGUAAAGACGUUGCUGAGAAAACUAAAGGCAGAAAAAUGCAUAAAUGAAAAAACAUACAACGAACUUUAUCCCACAGGUACACGUAUCGGCAUACUUUAUGGACUCCCUAAAAUUCAUAAAUCCUCCAUACCUCUAAGACCAAUCUUAUCUAGUAUUGACCACUACUCCUACAAGCUAGCCAAAUUCUUUAUUCCUCUCCUUACACCAAUCUCCGCCAACUCCCAUGUUAUCAAGGACUCUUUCUCUUUUGUCCAAGAUCUUUUACAAAGUGACAUUAACGCCAAUAACGUUGUGAUGGCGAGCUUUGAUGUUAAAUCAUUGUUCACCAACAUCCCAGUGGAUGAAACAAUCGCCAUAAUAACUAAUCACAUCUUCUCCAGUAACACGUCCUUUCAAGGCCUUGACAGUUCACAAUUCACUCAACUUCUCUCCCUCUCCGUCAAAAACUGUCAUUUCUUCUUUAACGGCCAAGUUUAUCAACAGAUUGAUGGUGUGGCUAUGGGCAGCCCCCUAGGCCCACUAUUUGCGAACAUAUUUAUGGCCUUCACUGAAAAUUCAUGGCUUCACAACUGUCCCUCCACCUUCAAACCCCUUCUUUACCAACGUUACGUUGAUGAUUGCUUUCUACUCUUCCGAUCAUUGGAUCACAUACCUCUUUUCCUUACCUAUCUCAACCACCAACAUCCUAACAUCUCCUUUACAUCUGAACUGGAAAAAGACAACACGCUCCCCUUUCUUGACGUAAAAAUAACUCGCUCAAACGGCAAGUUUUCCACCUCCGUGUAUCGUAAACCCACUUUCACUGGUCUCUUCACCAAUUUCCAUAGUUUCAUUCCCAUUCAAUACAAACGCUCCUUGAUCUCCUCUUUACUUCACAGAAUUUUCAACCUCUGCUCCAGCUAUGAACACUUUCAUACCGAACUAGAAGUCGUUAGAAAAAUGUUCACCUUAAACAACUUCCCUUCAUACAUAUUUGACAAUCAUGUUCACCGCUUCCUCAACAAUACAUUUGAACCCAAAGAUCUUAUUCACAUUGCUCCUAAGAAAAUCAUGUACUUCUGUCUCCCUUUCACUGGCCUACACUGUCUUCAGAUUCGCACUCUAAUCACUCGACUCUGCAAUGCUGCCUUUCCUCAUAUCAACGUUCGCUUUGUUUUUCGUUCAUCCAGGCGUCUCUCCUCUUUCUUUCCUUUUAAGGAUAGGGUUCCCAAGCUCCUGAGAUCUGGUGUUAUGUCUUAA